Drosophila gunungcola (fruit fly) is the source of this 991-nucleotide messenger RNA. RefSeq names its product translocator protein. Gene Ontology annotation, cellular component: mitochondrial outer membrane. The transcript is spliced from 2 exons. The record is from RefSeq and is a predicted model, not a curated record. NCBI's taxonomy places the organism in Eukaryota, Metazoa, Arthropoda, Insecta, Diptera, Drosophilidae. The coding region runs from base 1 to 558 and encodes 185 amino acids.
AUGGCUGAUCGUCCGUGUGCUGAAAACAUGCUCCGCAUCGCCGGAGCCGUAGUCCUGCCCAAUCUGGGCGGGAUCUACAAUGGGUGGCUGACCAGGCAGCACAUCCAGAACUGGUAUGCCCACCUCAAGUUCCCGUCCUUCAAGCCCCCCAACUGGGUGUUUGCUCCGGUGUGGACCUCCCUGUACGCCGGCAUGGGCUACGGAUCGUAUUUGGUGUGGCGCGAUGGCGGAGGAUUUGGAGGAGAGGCGGCCAGGCUGCCUCUAAUCGCCUAUGGUACCCAACUAGCCCUUAACUGGGCGUGGUCGCCCAUCUUCUUCGGGCAGCACAACAUCAAGGGCGGGCUUAUUGACAUAGUCGCACUGACGGCCACCGCCGGUUUGUGUGGAGUUCUGUUUUACCGGGUGAACAAAGUCGCCGGACUGCUCUUUGUACCCUAUCUCGCCUGGCUGGGAUUCGCCACUGCUCUGAACUAUGCCGUCUGGAAGCUGAAUCCGGAAAAGAAGCAGGCCCUGGAGGAGGAGGAGAAGCCCUCCGGCAGUCACGCCAAGGCCAAUUAGCCCCCGAAAAGCACUUAAAUCCAAUUAUUUUAUAAGAUAUGUAAAGCCCUUAGAUGUUAUCGAACUAGGGCUGGCCUAGUUGGGUACGAUAUCGAUAAAUCAUAUAUCAAAGUAAGCGGGAAAUUCAAAAUACGUUGUAAACAAGCCAAGAAUUGUUUUUGUUUUUUCAAUUUCUUGUGGAAUUAGACAAUCAGAUAAACAGAAAUUCAUCUCUAACGCCAGAGUACAUUCUGUUCAUAAAUAAUUAAGUUGAUAUUAAUUGUAUCUAUAGAAAUUUGAAGAUUUUUGCAUAUUUUCCGAGGAAGACAUGCUGGAAUUAUUUUUAUUUCUUACUAAUUUUCAUCUGAAGUGAUAUAUGAUAAUGCUGUUACUUAAUGAUGGUCGAUUAAAUCGACUAAAAUAAAAGAAUUAAAUUUGUUGAUAACCAAGUUAA